AUUAGUGUUAAUCUAGCUGGACCCUUUCGGAUCAACAGCCUCUAGGGAUUCGGAAUUGCUCUCUAGUUAUAUCCUCUUGUCAAGGAUGUCAUAAGCUUUCGUCAUGACUCCUUCCCCAACUACAUCGUCAUCGUUCACCCACCUCAAUAAUCAUCUCUGAGCCAAUCUCUCACUCCCUCCUCCCAACAAAUCCGAAAAGUCAAUUACUCACCGUUUACACACGUGCUUACAUACGACUCUAGAGUUGAGAAGAUGCCGCCACUUGCCUGCGUCGCUGGCUGGUUUCAUAUAUAUUUCUAGAAUCCCCGGCCACUUUCAUACCAUUUUGUGGCAUGUCAUGAGCGGAAAUGCAUACGUACGAAGAACAACUGGCCUCAUCUAGUGGUGGCAAUGCUGAACUUGCUACUGAGCGGAUCAACAGUGAAGGCAUCAACGCUGGGUCUCCCAAUGAUUGCGUGAAAAUGAAACCACCCACCAUGAUUCUUGAGAAUCACAAUGCCACAAAGUCCAACCGUCGCACCCUGACCGACCCCCACCCAUCAUGCAACCUCACAAAGCUACGAUCUAGUUCCAUGACCGACCAGUAUGGCGAGGCAUGCGAAGGCGGGCUCUAUCGACCUGCACAGCCUAACGUAGUGAAAGUCAAAAACGCCGGCACGCAGACGGAAAUUACAGACUGGGACACUGAUCAGUUUGCCAUUAUAACAGAUGAUGAGGAUGAAGAGGAUGAAGGAGUCCAGAUUGAAGAGGUCGAGUUCGCCAGUCGCCGGAAUAGUAUAGGGAAUCUUGGAUUGGGCGCCGCUGGGGGCGAGCCGGUUGGGGGAGUGCCUGCAACUGUUAUGGACGUGCUGGAUGGUAUCAAUGCUGAAUACGAGAUCGUGGUCGAUGCGAAUGCAGAAAACUUGGAUUUUUUGGCUGGAAGAACAGUCAGGAAGAGAAAUUCUGACGCAGCGAUGUCGGGGGCAUUGCAGCCGAAUGGGAAAAGGAAGGUCAAGGAGGCAUUGGUGGAAUUGGAAGAGGGUGCAUGUGGGCAGCAGCCGGCUAUGAAGAAGAAGAGUUUCUGAG
Pseudogymnoascus verrucosus is the source of this 1065-nucleotide messenger RNA. RefSeq lists its product as uncharacterized. The transcript is spliced from 2 exons. Lineage: Eukaryota; Fungi; Ascomycota; Leotiomycetes; Thelebolales; Thelebolaceae. Bases 348 to 1064 code for a protein of 238 amino acids. The record is from RefSeq and is a predicted model, not a curated record.